Molecule: messenger RNA, 1465 nt
Organism: Juglans microcarpa x Juglans regia
Lineage: Eukaryota; Viridiplantae; Streptophyta; Magnoliopsida; Fagales; Juglandaceae
Product: protein SENSITIVE TO PROTON RHIZOTOXICITY 1-like
Exons: 1
Coding region: 159-1301 (380 amino acids)
Biological process (GO): response to aluminum ion; response to acidic pH
Source: RefSeq, a predicted model, not a curated record
AAUCACAUACCUUCCCCUGGACGACACGUGCAAUGAGCAGCCCGUGUCCCACAAAUUGUUGUCUUUUCCGUUCAGCGCAUUAACGAAGUCAAUGUACGAACUUGGAUUUCAUUCCAGUAACCCUCUCUCUCGAUUUUGGUUCAUACAAAUCGCAAGAGAUGUUCAACACCAGCGAAUCGUUCCAGGUUCCGGCGGCUUAUUCCGCCUUGUUCGGUUCCGAUCCCAGUAACGUUCGGCUCGGGCACUCGGACCUUCGCGUGCCGCUCCUGAAUCUCUCCACGGUCCGGGCGAGAAUGGAUACCCUGCAGCGAUUCCUAUCGGAGUCGGUCAACAGCAACCAGCUGAUCGGCCGGGAUCAUUUGGAAGUGGUCUCCUCCGAGAUCGCCUCCGCAAUCCACCAAGUCAUCGUCAACGGCACUGCCCUUCUCUCCUGCACUCAGACCCCGAGACCAAUCGAAUCCGUUCCCAACUCAACGAUUCCUCCCAAAAUCCUCGGGGAAUCUUCGGGUUCAUUGAAAGAAGAGGCUUUUGACGAGGGAGUGAAGGACAAGGUUUUAGUUGCAGAGCCAGAUGACUCAGAAAUAGUGGAGCUCGAUGCCGUCGAACUGCUGGCUCAGCAUAUCCACUUCUGUGACGUAUGCGGGAAAGGGUUCAAACGCGACGCGAAUCUGCGGAUGCAUAUGAGAGCGCAUGGGAACCAGUACAAGACCCCCGAGGCCUUAGCCAAGCCGGAAGGGCUCUGCGCUGAGCCGAGCCGGGAUACCAAGUUCUCUUGCCCGUUCGAGAGGUGCAACCGGAACAGGCUGCACAAGAAGUUCAGGCCCCUGAAGUCGGUAAUCUGCGUGAAGAACCACUUCAAGCGGAGCCACUGCCCUAAGAUGUACUCGUGCAAUCGCUGCAACAAGAAGAGCUUCUCGGUGGUAUCCGACCUGAAGAACCAUCUUAAGCAUUGCGGGGAGGCCAGGUGGCGGUGUACGUGCGGGACGAGCUUCUCCCGCAAGGACAAGCUUUUCGGGCACAUGGCGUUGUUCGAGGGGCACAUGCCGGCGGUUGGCGAUGAGAACAAGAGGGCCAAGGACCUGGCGGCGGAUGCGGUGGCGUUAACGAGGAGGGCGACAGCGAUGGAGGAGGACGAGGUCGUGGUUAUCAGGAAGGGAGCUGGUGAAUUAGCGCCAGCGAAUUCCUUGGAGAAUGGAUUCUUCGAGGGAUUAUUAGGUGGGUUUGGCUCGAUUGAAAGUUUUUGUUUUCAAGAUGAGUUGUGUUCGCCUAAUGGAUUCCAUGGAUGUGAUUUUGGAAGGUGAUAGAGGAAUAUAUAUCUCUGCCUUCAAUAUUUUGUUGUUGGAGUCAUAUAUAUCUGUAUCUACGUAUGUAUAUAUGUACUUACCUUUUCGUGAUAAGAUAGUUAUGGACUUUGUUAUUGUUUUUUUUUUAAUGUUCCUCUGACUUCUAAUAAUUUUGUUGUCCA